AUGGAUACGCUCUUUGCAUCACAGAGCACUUCCGAGAACCAUAAAAUUCUCGUUCAUCCCGAUGGUAGAGGUUACAACAUCCAUUUGCAAGUCAAUGGCAUAUCACAGCGGCCAAACUUAGUCCGUAUGAUGAAGAAAGCUGGGGCAUAUGCCAGUCGCCCAGAGGAUGCGGACAUCAUUCUCGUCGAUUCUCCACAACUCGACGGAAAGCGUCUCAUUCGUACCUGGCAUCAGACCCCAGGGAAGGCCGUUCUUGAAUUCCAAUGGCUGCGCAAAAGUAUCGAAGCCAGGAAACCCCUCCUUGAAGCCGAUGCCUGGGGUGGGGCACAAACUCUGGACGAUGGCAAACCCAUCGUCGAAGUUGCUGCCGAUGCAUUACCUUAUAAUCCUCAGGCUCCUCCACCAACCCAGUUAGCACCACCUGCCACUCCAGCAUCAUUUACACAUGCCCAGUUUUCUCAAGCUCCUCCACAAACCCAGUCAACACAACCCGCCACGCCAGCACCUUUUCUGCAUCCUCAAUUUUCUCAAGUAUCUCAGUUUUCUCAGCCACAAUUCUCGCAACCCGCACCGUUUCCUCAGCAAUAUCCCAUUCCUCAACAAUCAUACCAGUUUGGUCAAUUUUCUCCUCAACAGCUUCUUCCUGGUCACAUGUCAUUCAUGCCCCAAUCUCUGACGAUGCCAACGGCGAUGCCCUUUCACAACUUACGGGACCCGCAGAAUUUUCAGAUGCUCAUGACUUUGAUGGAUGUUAUGAGGAACAAUAAUGGAGGUGAAUUCUUGCAGGCGGGACAGCCCUCGCCCAUGUAUCCCCAACUUGAAGCUCCACCCAGUGCUUCGCCUGCCAUUCAUCAUGAACAAACACCAGAAUCAAUCGUUGCUAUAGCCCAACCCUACCCUCCUUCAUCGUCUUCUUAUAAAUCAUGCAGCCCAACUCCCGAAGCUGUUUUGUCGAAACGUUCGCAAAAACGCCCUCGUCCUUCCGCACGCAAAUCUCGCACGGACACAUUUUCUCGCGCGGCAUCUACGGUUUUGCUCCCUCCUUCAGUGAAACGCAAACUCAAUCACGAGGCAAUGCCGCCCGCACAAACGUCCAGAAACCCGCCUAGCAAGCGAUCCCUCAAGGGCAAGGAGCGUGCUACGACAUCUGGUGAAUCUGAUAGUGACGAAGAUGCCCCUUCUGCCGGUUCGGAUGACGUAUUUGAGCAGUCUCUUUUGAGUUCGCCGGGCCUCACGAACGCAAGAAAGAAUCCUGGAGAGGUGUUCCUUGACGAUCAAGGGCGGCCUCUGACAUUCUUUGUGCAGGUUGAUUUGCAGGGGCGAUCAGGAGUGGUUUCGAACAUCAAGAAAAAUAAAGGCAAGGUCAUCGGGAGUAUUGCAGAUGCAGAUUAUAUCAUCCUCUUCACGCGCUCGCAGACAUUCCAGGGGCUCUUGAGCGAGGCUCAGGCCUGCGACAAGGUUCCAAUUCAGUCAGCAUUCGUUGCCGAUUGCAUCGCCGAGAACAUGCUGUUGGAUGAAGCCGAGUACCCCCUCGACACAGGUGUCUUAGUGAAACACUCGAAGCGUGGAAAAGGUGCAAGUGGCGCAUUUUUUGAAUUUGCGCAGGUGGAAACGCCUUCUUCUGUCAAGAAAGAGAAUCAGAAAUCCAUCUCAAAUGUGAAGUCGAAGCCGAAGGUAAAGAAGGCCAUGCCUACAGGGGCGCCAGCAAAGAAAGUUGGCAAGAGAUCAGCACCCGCGUCCCCACAAAUAUCAGCAGCACCUCCGCCACCUUCCUCAAACGAGGCAAAAACCCUUCGUUUACGACGGUCUCCUACUCCUCCUCCCCCAGAGACGCGCAAAUCCAUGAGAGAUGGAAAGUUUUACUUCACGCAGCCAGAAAUUGAGUACUUUUGCCGAUAUGCUCAAUUCCUGCUCAAUGAAGACCCAACGAUGUCCACCACAAUGCUGCUUAAAGCUAUGCACAAAAAGUUGCCACAUCACUCGCUUGCGUCCUGGCAGAUGCAAGCGUCUUCGAAACUGAAAACAGAACUUACUGACAUUCGCAAGAGGGCAAAUAUCGCGUUUCGCAAGUCGCGGACUGCGAAUACCGAGAUUUUAACUGGGGAGGAAAGACCUGGCCCGUCAAAGAAACCUCGAUUGUCUGCCUUGCCGACUGCUUCAACUCUAUCACACGAAGCUUUGGAACGCGAAGAUUUUGAGGUCAUCUGUGAAUUCUUUGCCAACGGUGGUGGGGACGAUGAUAAUGAUGAGAGGGUAUGGGAAAGGUUAUCUCAACAUCGACCUUGCAAAAGCGCAGAGUCUUGGCCGGAGUAUUACACGACACACCAAAGUGAAGUUUAUGCACAAAUCGAGGAGCUUGUGCGUUCCUCCAGCUAG
Suillus clintonianus is the source of this 2376-nucleotide messenger RNA. RefSeq lists its product as uncharacterized. The coding region runs from base 1 to 2376 and encodes 791 amino acids. The transcript has 6 exons. The record is from RefSeq and is a predicted model, not a curated record. Lineage: Eukaryota; Fungi; Basidiomycota; Agaricomycetes; Boletales; Suillaceae.